This is a messenger RNA of Prorocentrum cordatum, 3688 nucleotides long. Lineage: Eukaryota; Dinophyceae; Prorocentrales; Prorocentraceae. The record is from the annotation of a GenBank genome assembly.
GACGGCCGACGACAUCAGUGACAUCAACGCGGAGGUCUACAAGGAGAUCGGCGCCAUCGAGCGCACCGACGUGAUGCAGGAGCUGAUGAAGCGGUUCAACGUAUCGACGAUCCGAGAAGUCGAGCGCGCACGCGUCAGCCUGGGCCACCCUUCGAAUGCAGCGCAUGCGGGUGUCCCGGCGGAGUGGAUCCAGUGCGCCAGGUUCUUCCAGUGCGAGAUCUGCCUAGGCAGGCACAGGCCCCGAGCAGUUCGUGUCGCAGUGCUGCCGAAGGCCACGAGGUUCAACGAGGUGGUCUGCACCGACGUGUACUACAUCACGUGGGAGAAGAGGGAGAGGAAUAUCCGGGCCAUCAUGGACGAGUUUACACGCUACGCGGUCGACUACCCAAUCUCGAAGAAGACGUUCUUGAAGGAGACGAAGCUAUGGGAGAAGCUCUGGAUCAGUUGGGAUGACCGCCGGCCAGCGGAGCGCCCCGACGAACGCGUGCGGGUUCUCGCCCGCGGCGCUGGUGCCGGGGCGCAGCCCAAGAUCCCGGGCGCCCGCUGCGAAGAGGACUUCGGCCUGUCGGAGCAGGCUGCGCCGGUUGACCCCGAGAGCGAGGUGCGCGAGAUGAUGAUCAGGAGGGCGGUCGCCGCCACAGCCUUCAUCGAGGCCAACUGCCCGCGCGCCGCGCGAGCGGCGCUGCUGGCGCGCAGCAGGCCGACGAGGAGGAACUGCGAGAUCGGCGAGCAGGUCUACUUCUGGCGACCAGAGCAGACGCAGGGGCUGGAGAAAUACCACUGGCACGCCCCAGCUCUGGCGGUAGCAGUUGAGGCGAAGGUCAACGAGGACAACGCGAUGCACGCCUCAGUGGUGUGGGCGACGCACGGAUGCACGAUCCUUCGAUGCACCGUGGAGCAGCUUCGCCCCGAGCUGCCAGGCGAGGCCCGCGAGCGUGAAGGACGCAGCGAGGACCUCGACAGCCCGCUCAGCACGAUCGAGAAGCUCAAGCGCGUGCCCAUGCGGACGAAGGGGACCUGCAACUACUGGGACCUCGCCGAGGAGGGGCGCUUGCCCCGCUACGACGACAGCCUGGACGACAUGGGCGAGCAGCAUCAGCCCAGCGCCCAGGCGCCCAUGGAGACGGACGAGACCGACGGACCGACAGGAGCAGCUGCCGCGGCGGCUCCUGGAUAUCCUCAGCCGACGACGCCUCGCGAGGAGGAGGGCGACGGGCCAGCGGCGGCCAGUGCCGGCGCGUCUGGCAGCGCGGAGCAGGGGCCUAGCAGAUUCCACGUCGCGGCGAUGACUAAGAGGAGCGUCGAGGAGGCUGAGAAGCUGGAAGGCGCCCCGCUGGCCAAGCGCGCCCGCCUGUCGCGGGCGAAGCUUGCCCCGCAGAGCGAGGGGGCUGCGCUCGCCGAUCGGGUGGGCGAAGAGAUUGCGCUGCUUGAAGAGUCCACCGAGACGGUCUGCACGCUGGCCUCCGAGAGGGAAGCCCCCGCCAUCGCGGAGGGGGGGCUUGCGCCCGAGGGGAAGGGCCAGUCCUACGCGGCGCAGCGGGGGGACCUCGAGGUGGGGGAUGGGCAGAGUGUGGCCAACGCGCGUGCGCUCUACCAGAGGAAAUGCAGGCUGUUCACCGCGGAUGCGAAGUCCGUUUUCUCGCGGGCCGAGGGCGCGAGCGCGCGCGGCCUCGAGCCGCGCGCGAGCCCGACGAAGGAGAUGAGCGAGAUGCUCUCACACCAAAUCGGCCUGCAACCUGGACAGUUGCCCAAGAUGAUCAAGCCGCGCUUCGGUGACCCGCGGUCGCCCCAGCUCUGGCGCAACCGCUCCGACGAAGUCGCGAGGGAGAUCGGGCUCAGCAACAUCGAGCUCGAGGAUUGCCUGCUGUUGCCCCUGCGCCCGGCGAAGGUCGAGGACGACCCGUUCGACGCGCGCAGCCUCGAGGGCCAGACCUACGCGGUGGGCGGCCCAAUCGGCGGGCGCGCGGGCAACUUCGUCGGUUGCGGCGAGGGCGCGACGCGCAAACAGAACCUCUACGCGAAGCUCGACGACACCGAGUGUCUCCAGGCGCGGCUAAGGGCGCUCGACGAGAAGUUCAAGCUCGGCAAGUGGGAUUUCGGGCCGAGUCUGAUCUUCGCUGGAGGCGAAGUGGAGCAGUCCCUAAUCACCUACAGCGUGACCCUCAAGUUCGAGAAGUACAUGCACGCGGUGAAACCCAUCACCGUCGAGAAGCACCGGAGAGCUGAUCCCACGAGUGCGUUGUCGCCGAAGGAGCUUGCGAACUUCAAGAUCCUGAACUGCCAGUUGCAAUGGCCGGCAGCCCAAGGAGGGAUCAUAGCAGCGGCUGCCGUGUCAUUCAGAGCUUCGGCCACAGGACGAGUGACCGUGCAGGACUUGCUGGGCGCGAACAAGGAUCUGCUCUUUCUGAAGGCCAACGCGGACGUAGGGCUGUGCUUCGGGUUCGACAAGGCCUGGGGCGACCAGAGAGUUGGCAGCUACACUGGCUACGCGAUCUUCAUCGGACCCGCGGACGAGCUCAAUGCCGGAACCCCAGCGCCUUCCGUGGUCACGGAGUGGGCCUCGAAGAAACUACAAUGGUCGCGCAGGGGCUCGCUGUCAGCGGAGGCCCAGGCAGCAGCUUUGGGCGCGGACUCGUUGAUGUGGGUGAAGGUCUACCUGGCGUGGAGCUUGCGACCCGACCUGGAGGUCGACGAAACGAUGGUGUACCUCGGAAAGUCGCCGUUCAUCACGGACGCGAAGUGCCUGCACGACGCGUCGCGUUCAGCGACGGCAGGCCUGGGCAUCGCAGAGAAGAGGACGGCCAUCGAAGUGGAGAUCGUGAGCGAGCAGAUGACGGAGAUAGGCGCCACCUGGAAGUGGGUGAACACGAAGCAGCAGAUGGCGGACGGGCUUACAAAGCUCUCGGCCCGCCAGACGAUGGCAGACGUGCUACGCCGUGGAGUGCACGCGUUGCGGGCGAUGGAGCAACGCGAGAAGGAGCUGGACGACGCUGGCGAGGCACUGCAAGAUGCCCUCGAGACGACGCCUGCGACAAAGGCGAAGGGAGACAGCGAAGGCCAAUGGCAAGCGCAAUUUUGCGCAAGUGGAGCGAAGCUGGCUACGGCACUGGCAGCUAGCGAAGGCGGCAGCGCGGCAGGACAGGCGAUGCAGUAUACGCCCAGCGACGUCGAGCUGUUCAACCCACCGACGCCAGCCGACUGGAACGACCUGGUCAUGAAGAUGAUGGUUUUCGAGUUCGUGAGGGGAGAUGUUGUGGCAUUCGAUUGCGGGUUUCGUGCUGGGGUGUGGUGGGCCCUCUUGACCAAGCAGCUCGAGCAUGACACGAAGACCGAGAAGACGCGGGAACCCGAGACAAAACCAAUGCCCGUCAAGGUCAAGACGACCGUGACUGGGACCGACCCGAAGCCGACGAACCGGAAGAAGGUACGCAGCAUGCUCGUCCAGUCGCAGUGUCGCUACAAUCUGGCUCUCAGCACGCCGAAUUUCCAGCCGCUGCCCGAGUACGCUCAUGGAAACCUGUCUGGCAGGAUGGUCGGCGAAGCCGACAGGUGGACGAUGGCCAGCAAGGCCGACGAGAGCAAGUUGGUCGGCAGAGACCGACUCGUGACUGAGUGCUCCGAGGAGGACACCAUUUCCAUGUUUCUGCCCAAGGAGGUCGACCGAUCGCCGGGUGCGUUGGCAAAUUAA